ACAUUAAGGAUGAAUUCAGGAAGGCCCGAGACCAUGGAAAACUUGCCUGCUCUGUAUACUAUUUUCCAAGGAGAGGCCGAAGGUUUCCCCAAGGGUUGGUAAAGUACCAGCGCUCAGAAAAAGGAAGUGAUAGCACUGAAGGUGAAAUGGUUUCUCUGAUCAUGAAGCCCUCACUUGUCAGGUCUACGCAAAAGAGAGAGAAGAGCACUCUGCCUUCCACAGACUGAUUCAAAGUUCUGGUAGGGCACUCCUGACUUACAGCUUUUUCUUAUAUGAGAUAAGGCUUGAACUAGCGUAGGUUUUAUGUUUUAUUUUACUAUCAAGGAAGAAUGUUACCAGAGAGAACUUUCUGGUUCUAGCUUAGUAUUUCAGGAGCACUUUUUGAAAAACCAUGGUUUAGAGGUGACUGGAAUUAGGGAAAGAGAAAUUUCAUGAUAAAUUGGAAAGAAGAAACUAUUCUCAGAAUAUUCAUUCAGCAAACAUUUAAUGACUGUCUAAUAUUUGCAAAGAAGACCUAGUUACAUUAUAAUUAAAUAAAUUUUUUUAAGCCUAAAUGUAUGUCCAGUACUACUGUAUCAAGCACUUUCACACAUUCUGUCUCAUUGAAUCUCUUCAAAGAAGUUGUUGUUGACUCCAUUAUAUGGAUAAGGAAAGUCUUCUUAGAAGUUAAGUAGAUUGCCCAAGGUCACAUGGUUAAUAACUGGCAAAGCUAGGGUUCUAAAUCAGGAUCUUUCUCCAAGUCCACUUUCUACUAAACUACAGCUGGAAUUGCCAAGCUGUAGGUAAAUGCAUGGAGGAACCAAAGGACCGAUAGAGGAAUUCUUUUAACUGAAUUGAGGUAUAGGCAGAAGGUAGAUGGUAAAUUUGAUUGUUCCACAGUGAUUUGUUUGUACCUUUGUUAUGGCAUCACAGGCUGCCUUGUAUCAUUGUUACUAAAGUAUGUGACUGUCUCCUCCACUAGAUUGUGAAUUACUGGAGAACAGGGGCCAUGGUUGUCUCAUAUAUCUUGAUAACUACUUCAGGUUCAUUUUAAAGUGGACUGGACAUCUUUUUUUUUUUUAAGUUACUUUUAUUUCACAGUACCUGACAUGGUAUCUUGCACGAAGUAGGUGCUUAGUAAAUAUUUGAAUAAAGUUGAAUCCAAGUCUUAGGACCAGUUUAGUUGAAGAAACUGGUGGGAUAGCCCAUAUCCUAGCAGUUCUUCUCUUAGCAGGCUCCGCAGGAAUGGGGUCCACUAACUGAAUAGUUGAGAAGCCAGUAUUUAUCCUUGUUUUAUCCUCUGAGAGGCAUCUGGGUGCCAGAGUCCUUUAAGCAUGGUAGGGGGUACAAGCAUAGCAAGUGGGAAUUGGGAUUUGGCCAAGCCCUGCUAUAUCCAAGGAAAUGCUGAGGGGAGACUGGUAUUGGGAAGGUGGAAAUAGCACUGGGUUAGAAAAACAAACUUCUGUGUCUGCUACUUUCUAACUUUGUAUCUUUGGGCAAAUAACUUAAUGUCUCUGAGCCUUAAAUUCCUCACUUGCAUAAUGGGGAUAAGUAGUUUCAAGGCCACUGCAACCUCUUAUCUGAAGAUGAUUCAUUCGUUUUGCCCAGGCCCUGAGUUCAGUUGAGAUAAUUACUGAAUUUUUUCCCUAAGCCAUUUGACUAAUUAUUUUUGGGGCACCAGACUGUGUGAUCAUCUAUGAUAGGUACCGUCUUGUUAAUUUUAAUUCUGACUGCACUCUAGGAGACAUGGUGAUAGAAACACCUGGUGCUGGAAGUAGGCAAGAAUGCCUUUUCCUAACUGAACAGUUGAAUUCAUUCAUUCUGGAGUAUAUUAACCUUUUCUUUUGGGAGAGACCAAAUUAAGGUCUGUUAUGAUAUUUUCUCUAAAGACCAUAAUGUGACACUGGAGCUUCAGGAUUGAAAAGUGAGAUUGUCUUAAUUUACAACAGCAAGUGAUUUGGGCUCUAACUUCCAGAUGCCACUUUUAAGUUUGUUAGAUAAUUAUACCUUUUAAUGGUGUUGUUAUAUGAGACAUCUCAGCCCUCUUUCUAGAACCCUGGAGCAAAAGCCAGUCAAAGUACCUUCACUGAGCCCAAAAAGAAGAGAUUUGAUUUGAUUGUAAUUAAAAAUGGAAAUACUUGUCUUCUUUAUCCAUGUGACCCUGUUUUACGGAGAACAAAUUGCUUUAUGAAGUUGGGUUGCUAUGGUGACAGACUAUGGAGCCUUUAUCAAAAUCCCAGGCUGUCGGAAACAAGGUCUUGUCCACCGAACUCACAUGUCAUCCUGUCGUGUAGAUAAGCCCUCUGAGAUAGUAGAUGUCGGAGACAAAGUGUGGGUGAAGCUUAUUGGCCGAGAGAUGAAAAAUGAUAGAAUAAAAGUAUCCCUCUCCAUGAAAGUUGUCAACCAGGGGACUGGGAAAGACCUGGAUCCCAACAACGUUAUCAUUGAGCAAGAAGAGAGACGGAGACGGUCCUUCCAGGAUUACACUGGGCAGAAGAUCACCCUCGAGGCUGUCCUGAACACUACCUGCAAGAAGUGUGGCUGUAAAGGCCACUUUGCAAAGGAUUGUUUCAUGCAGCCGGGUGGGACCAAGUACUCCCUGAUACCUGAUGAGGAAGAGGAGAAGGAAGAGGCAAAGUCAGUAGAGUUUGAGAAGCCUGACCCCACAAAGAAUUCUAGAAAAAGAAAGAAGGAAAAGAAGAAAAAGAAACAUAGAGACAGGAAGUCAUCUGACUCUGACAGCUCAGACUCUGAGAGUGAAACAGGCAAGAGGGCAAGACGUACAUCAAAAGAUAGUAAGGCAGCAAAGAAGAAGAAAAAGAAGAAGAAACACAAGAAGAAGCACAAGGAGUGAGAGUGGAAAGAGUGUAGGGGGUGGCUGAGAGAAUAAGGAACCAAGAGCCUUGUUCCUUGAAGUCCUUGAAAAGACUCAGUAGUGAGAAUAAGGCCUCCCACCCCAUUUACUUCUCUCCAUGGGAGAUGGCUUUCCCUCAUGCAGCAGGCAUUGUUGGGAGUUAGAUGUCAAGAGCAGCUGCUUGAAUGAGUUGUUGUUUCCUUACCACUCCUGGUCCCUUCGCAAGUGACCUCUGCAGCUCACCCAUGCAUUCACCCAUCAUCAUUCAGCAGGAGAUCCCAUUGCCCUCUCCAGCUGCCACUGCCAGAGCUGGAUUCCUGUACAGGAGCCUAGGCUAGAGCCACAGUUACUGCUGUGGAAGUGAGUCUGGCUGUAGUCAGAGAAAAACAGAGCGAUCGGCCCCUCCUUGCUGGUCUGCCCUGGGCUGAUUGGUGGGUGAUCCUUGUUGCAUCCAGCAUGGGGGCAGAGAGAACCUGGAAGCAUGAGGAGGGAGAGCAUGGUAAGAAGUAGUGCGCACUUUUUCCAUUCUCCCUAACACGGCUCUGCUCUAUACAAGUGACAGCCAGUGGCCACAGCCAGAAAAUGAUCAUUUGCAGUGACUGAGCCUGUGUGUGACGUUCUGCCAGACCACUGAACCAGACAGCCAAAGGCAAGAUCAUUGCUCUGCUUUGUAUUUACUACUGUGCGAGUCAGUCAGUUCCACUUCAGGUCUCUGCUUAAAUUCCUGGCAUUUGAUGGAAUGUAUUUGGUUUUAAACUUACUAAAAGUUCUUAUUCCUUUAGUCCCUCUUCCUGGGUAACUUGACAGACUUAAAGUCACUGAGCCUGCAUUAUUCGACAGACAUUUAAUAUGAUACCUUAUAUGUUGGGAGAGGCCCAGCUCAAGUACGGAGUCAGGGGCACUAGUAGGUGAUAGCCGCCUUGGGAGAUCACUUAUAAGCCCUCCUCCCUAAUGAUCAGAUGACCUUAUCCCCCCAGAGUUAAUUAGAGAACCAGUGAGAAUUUAUAACUGUGAGUAGUGGCCUGAGGCAUAGGCCAGAGCUCAGCAGUCAUCUUGGCCAGUGGUCAUUUUCUUCCAGCACCAUGGCACAAGCCUGGAUACGACAUCCUGAGUCUGAACUCUAGAAAGGGAGAGACCGAAGCAUUCCGCAGAAAAAGAAAAAGAACUGCCCAGAUCCAAGAGCAUUUGGUGUGGAACAGAUGCACUGGGGAAGCCCUCCACUGAGUUUUCCAGGUUGAGCUAGCUCAUUUGACCAUAAGGGGCAGUGUAAAGGCAAAGUGUAGGUACAGAUGUUUUAUUACUGAAAGGGUAAGGUGAUCACUGACUACCACUGUCCCUGAGACUGUCUAUUCCAGUCUCUCAUCCAGUGCUUCUUGCUCUGUGUGACCUUCAGGCAGUCAUUUCUGUCCAUGGGCUGGCGCACAGGGGAGACAGACGUCCAGAGUCAUAUCACCAAAGGCAAAAGACAAUUGGGUAGCCGUGGGCUUUGCUUUAUUGACCUCAGAGCACCCUUUGGAUACAGUUAAAAAAACAAGCAUACACAAUGGGAACCGGAACCAGGCUGAUCCCAGAAGAAUUCCCCAAAGUGGAUUUAUACAAAAUGCCAGAGGGAAAAAGAUGAGGCAAUCUGGUGCUGAGUCCAGUGGUAGCCGAUUGGCAGAGGAGUCAGUGGAGGAGUGGGCAGGCUCAUGCCUGUUUCUCAUAGGUGCGAGUGCUGACUGCACUGCAGUGGGUGAGUGUCUGGAAGGAGAGAGAGAGUUAGGUUAGGGCAGAGGCAGGGGCACUCUCCAUUCUGACGGAAAGAGCCCUCUGCCUUCAUCAUAAAAAUCCUCAUUUAUUGAGUACUUAUUAUGUGCCAGGCACUUCACACAUAUUUUUUCUUAUCCUUAUACCAAGUCUUUAGGAUAGGCAUUGUAAUUCUCAUUUUAGAGAUUGGAAAAAUG
This is a messenger RNA of Trichechus manatus latirostris (Florida manatee), 4776 nucleotides long. It is a transcript of the gene ZCCHC17, whose product is annotated as zinc finger CCHC-type containing 17. The transcript is spliced from 8 exons. Gene Ontology annotation, biological process: RNA stabilization. The record is from RefSeq and is a predicted model, not a curated record. Lineage: Eukaryota; Metazoa; Chordata; Mammalia; Sirenia; Trichechidae. Gene Ontology annotation, molecular function: RNA binding; zinc ion binding. The coding region runs from base 2183 to 2833 and encodes 216 amino acids.